This is a messenger RNA of Quercus lobata, 1203 nucleotides long. Its product is annotated as plant cysteine oxidase 2-like. The record is from RefSeq and is a predicted model, not a curated record. Lineage: Eukaryota; Viridiplantae; Streptophyta; Magnoliopsida; Fagales; Fagaceae. The transcript has 5 exons. Bases 114 to 1004 code for a protein of 296 amino acids. Gene Ontology annotation, molecular function: oxidoreductase activity, acting on single donors with incorporation of molecular oxygen, incorporation of two atoms of oxygen.
UUCCCCACUCUUAAAUCUUGUUUUUGAUCAUUUUUGAAGCUGAAAUAUUGUUGGGGUUUUCAAGAGGUGACAGAUAAAAGAGUUUGAUUGUGACUUGUGAGAAUUAUUAAUUAAUGGAGGCAGGGGCAGGGGUAAUGGAGGGUGGUGGUGUUGGUGGAAGAGACAGUAGUAGAGUUGGUGUUGGACAUCACAAUAAGAUUGGAUAUGUGAAGAAGGGAAUUAUUAAGAAGAGAAAAUGGAUGCGGAGAAUUAUUAAGCAGGCCGCGACGGUCCCUAUUAUGCCUAUACCACUACAACUACAGCAGCUGUUUGUUUCCUGCCUUGACGUUUUCAAAGGCCCCCCAGCCACCAUUCCUGCUCCCAACGAUGUCCACAAACUUUGCACCAUUCUUGACAAUAUGAAGCCAGAAGAUGUGGGGCUAAGUAGCGAAUUGCAGUUCUUUAAGCCUACAAAUAUGGUCAAAGGGAAUCCAAGGGUCACAUACACAACCAUAUACAAGUGUGACAAUUUUUCGUUGUGCUUAUUCUUUCUGCCCGCAACUGGAGUUAUUCCCCUUCACAACCAUCCAGGAAUGACUGUUUUUAGUAAGCUUCUACUAGGAACAAUGCACAUCAAGUCGUAUGAUUUGGUUGAUCCUACCAAUUUGGAUGGUUCGGUGCCAUCCUCUCAACUGAGAUUGGCAAAGCUGAAAGCGGACAGAGUCUUCGAGGCUCCUUGUGACACUUCAGUAUUAUAUCCAACAACAGGGGGGAAUAUCCAUGCUUUCACUGCUAUAACACCAUGUGCAGUGCUUGAUGUGAUUGGACCUCCCUAUUCCAAAGAAGAUGGUCGGGAUUGCUCCUACUAUAAAGAUCAUCCCUACACUGCCUCAAAUGGAGAGGCGGCUUUGACAACAGAGGACAGUGACAGUUAUGGAUGGUUGGAAGAGAUUGAAAUGCCAGAGAACUCGCAAAUGGAUGGAAUUGAAUACUUAGGGCCGCAGGUUACUGAACCUACGUGUUAGCUAUUCCAUGUAUACAGCCCCCCCUCCGUGUUUUUUAUUGAAAAUUUUCUCUACAGGUUUUUGUUUUCAUUUUCAUAAUCUUGUAUGUUGUUGAAUAUAUCCGGGUUAAUUAUAGACUUCUUUUUGGACUUUUGCUUUAAAGCGAUGUAUAAAAUGAUUCUUUUAGAUAUAUAUCUCAAAUAAGGACACUAUUUUCCUU